Molecule: messenger RNA, 1113 nt
Organism: Physella acuta
Lineage: Eukaryota; Metazoa; Mollusca; Gastropoda; Physidae
Product: zinc finger protein 133
Source: RefSeq, a predicted model, not a curated record
CGCAGCACCUGCCUGGCAUAAGGUAUAUUUUAAGGUCAUAUCCGGCGGAAAGUAAACAAAGAAGAAACCAUUUCAUUAAAAAAUAAAAAUAGAUUAAAUCAUGGAUCGUUCAGUACAGAGUUGUCAACAGAUUUAAAAAAUUGUGUAAGAAGCAAAACAUGGCAGCUGUGAUUGAAGAUUUAGAAGAAGCAGAUUUGACUCCUGCUGAAAUUGCUAUGGUAACAGCCAAUGAAAGAGCAGGGCUCAUUAGUCAGUUAGCUUGCCAUUUUUGUGGCAUGCAGUUUGACGUGAAAAAAACCAGAUCACUGAGGGCACACAUAGAAGAAGUUCAUGUGCUGGGUGACUCAGGCUAUAUGUGUGGAGUUUGUUGUGAGGAAUUCACCUCUCGUAAAGCAGUGGAGACUCACAUGAGUACUUUCCAUAGAGCCCCAAAACCUCUGGGCUGUGGGACGUGUGGGGAAACUUUUCGUGUGAGAAACCAGCUACUUAAACAUAUAGACUCCCACACACAAGAUGAAAUCAACAACAAUAAAGUAGGCUUGUGCUACUGCGGCGAGUGUUUUGAAUUCUUUGAGAGUGUUACCUCCCUGCAGAUUCAUACAAUGACCCACAGAGAACAAGCUGUUUUUGUAUGUGGAGCUUGCGGCCUUCAGACCCAUCAUAGACAUGUCAUGGUUAAACAUUUGGAAAGUCAUGUGAUUUCUAAUUUACUAGCUGCUAGUAAAGCCACAGAGCCGGUUAUUGAAAAGCAACCACCUGUUCAAAUCGACGCAUCUUGUAUUCAGGAAAAUGUUGAAAUACCCAAAACAACCCCAGAAGACCUAGCUCAGGUCAAAGGUGAGGCUGGUGGAGAGGAAGAAGAGACAAGCUACAAGUGUGGAGCUUGUCAGGCAGCAUUUGCUAAUUUAACCGAAGCUUUGGGCCAUGCUGAAAGUCACCAGGAUGAAGUGGAAGAAACCCCCUUAGUGUUGUCUGGAGGAAUGGAAUUUGGAGUUCUCCUCCAUGACAGCACCUUGCAGCAGGCGCCUGUGAUAACACAAAAUAUUGAACAAACUCGUCUGCUGUCACCUGAGACAUUGGAUGAGUGAACAGCACUUUCUAUACUAGUAUAGA